Messenger RNA from Naegleria fowleri, 2316 nucleotides. RefSeq lists its product as uncharacterized. Gene Ontology annotation, molecular function: nucleotidyltransferase activity. Bases 1 to 2316 code for a protein of 771 amino acids. The record is from RefSeq and is a predicted model, not a curated record. The transcript has a single exon. NCBI's taxonomy places the organism in Eukaryota, Heterolobosea, Eutetramitea, Acrasida, Naegleriidae.
AUGCAUUCAAUUCCAUCUGCCCUUCCAACGACCACCAAACAAGAAGGACGACAGCAAGUAGUGGUUGAUAUCAAUAUCCUUUUUAAAGCUUUGGAUUUUCAUGAUUGGAAUCAGGGCAUCGGAAUGAAGGCAAAUGUCUAUCAGACAGGUUCUCGGGUCUAUGGAACAGCAAAGCCUAAUUCUGAUUAUGACUUUUUCGUAAUUAUUUCUGAUGAUGAUUAUCUCCAGUUGGACACUCACUAUAGGAAUAAGAGAAAAAACAACUCUUUAUCAUUAGAAACAGCUAGCACAACGAGGCAUGAUGUGUUCAACAAUCAGUGGUAUUAUUCUGGAAUAACUUUUGAAGAAGGCGAGUAUGAUGUGAGAAAAAACGAGGAUUCCUUGUUUGGAGAUGGUUUUAUUGAGGGCUAUCAAUGUCUUUUUUUGUCUUUUUUGAUGGCAGACAAUGAGGUUGCAGAACUGAAUGUAAAUCUCUACAAAUAUUCAACAUUUAAAGCCAAACUAGAUGAAAAUUGGUUACAAGCGCUCAUGUGUAUUUAUUUACCUCCACAACAUGUGUGGCAAUUGGACUUUCCAGAACUUCAUACAGAUACUAAAAUUUAUUUUCGAAAACUGAUUGUGUCAGUUGUUGGUGAGGCAGGAAAACACUUCCAAAUGGCAAGAAGGAAAUGGAAUUCAUUUGACAAGGAUACAAAGGAUGAGAAGAAUGGCAGUAUUAUUUCAAAUUAUCAAGAAAAGAAAUACAUUGCUCAUACUUUUAGGGACCUAUUAUUUGGAAAACAAAUUGCAACCUAUCUGAGAAUUGUUGAUUAUACAGAAGCAAAUGCAAUCUAUUAUGAAAUAAUGUCGAGCUUUCCAAACGAAAAAUCUUGGACAAGUUUUGAAAAGGAAUAUUAUCCAAGAUAUCAUUCAUUGAAAGAUGAAUUUAAUGAAAUUACAAAGAAAGAUGAUCUAGUUAGCGAACAAGAAUACAAAAUGAAUGGAUCAUUUGCAUUAGCUCUAUUAAGAAAAUUGAAAGGAGAUAUAUCAACAUUUAUAGAGCUGUUAAGACUUUACUUUUCAAUAGAGUCACAAACCUGGAAGGAAAAAGGAGUGCAAUAUGUGUUUGUUAAAGGUGUUGAGGAGUCACCAAAUUAUUCAAAAAUUGUUCAGGAGGUCUUUUAUGGAAUGAUACUUUUCAAACAAGAGCGACCUGAACUUAUUUCAAAAGAGAACGAAAUCUUUUCAGAGUGUGAAAUUUUAUGCAAACCUCCAAAUAAGAUUAUACCUUAUAGUAAUGCCUUCUCGUACAAAAUUUCGAAUUGGAAGAAAUCGGUCGUUUUUGAAAGAUAUACAAACAGCAUGAUGGUACAUUUAUUUUUCGAUAUAUUUUCUCAGAAAUGGAUGUUAUGUUCUGAAAAAAGCUUUGACGCUCAAGAACACAUUAAUGGGUGUAAUGACUCGAUCAGAGAGAUGUUUUGGACUUUCUUAAGACAGAAAGUUAUUAAUUUUCCGCUAUCAGGCUUUCAAACACAUCCCCCAACUAGUUAUACUUUUGAUGUUUUUCCGAAUCUUUUCGCUAGUGACCUGACGGUUACACUGUUGUCGAGUUACAACGAUACGUCAAGUUUGAGGGAAUGCCUCAGACCAGCUCAAAAACUCACUAGAAAGAGCUUUGUAUUUUCAAAAAUAGAAAACGAGAACGAUAUCAUAGAAUUAAGUUUUGAUAACAUUUCAGAGGUGAAAGCAUACGUAAAUACCUGUGACCCGUUUUAUGUGAAAGAGUGUGUAGUGUGGGACGGAAUUGGAUUCGAGUCAGUUCCAUGCCCUCAAUAUGAAUCUCUUAAUUACCUUUUAGAAAAUAUUCAGCUACGAAAUGAAAAACGAAUAGAGACAACUGAAAUUUCACAGGUAUCAGAGAUUGUGUUGACACAUAUGAUUGAGAUUUCUAGAGUUUGCAUUUUUAGCCAAUCAACCACUGAGAAGAUACGCAAGUUGAUUCAAGGAUCUAAAUUUGAAGCGCUCUUUGAACAGGUUCUGUACAGGUUCACAAGAUUUUGUGAAUGUUUGAACGUCAUUUAUGAAACUGUUGAACAAACCAGCAAUGGAAAUUUGAAGGUGUUCAAUGAAAAACUGCUCGAAGUCAACUUUCAAGAUUAUUUCAUGGACACUUCUCAUAUUAAUUUUGUGAAAAACUUGUUGGUUGCUCAAUUCAAGAACGUCAAAACCAACAUGCCAAAAUGCUCCCACGCUAUCCAAUUAACUAUUGCUGAAAGAUUGAGUAUAAGUCCUGCCAAGCAGAUGUAUAAAUGUGUAUGCAGUUUCAAGAAUCAAUAG